AUGAUGUCCAACGAUAGAAAAAACGAUAGUGACUUUCGAUAUGGCCUGACUUCCCUAAGCCUUAAAAACGAAGAUCCAACUCACCAAAGUUUUGAUCCGAAAGUUCGAAGGACUGAACCUGUUUUUCAAAUGAGCGAAGCAGACUGGUCACAGUACAACAGUGCUCCAAAUAGCAAGAAAAAGGAUGCUAGUCUAACUAUUUUCUUUGGGCAAGGUUUUCCGACAAGUUCAGAGGCUCGGAGAGGCAUGGAAGGUGCUGAAAAUCAUCAGCGAUACAGAGAAGCUAGUGAUUCAGAGUGGGACUCUUAUCAGCUUUCGAAGGAAGCUACUGAAGAAUCCGUUCAUAGAGAGCACUCCAGGGUGCAAAGCGACUUGCAUAGUAGAGGUCGAACACAGUCUCCACAGGUUAGUUCUCAGUUCUCAUUGCUCAAGGCCCUUGUUCAUACCAAACAAAUAGUAAAAUUAUACUAA
Molecule: messenger RNA, 471 nt
Organism: Strongylus vulgaris
Lineage: Eukaryota; Metazoa; Nematoda; Chromadorea; Rhabditida; Strongylidae
Source: the annotation of a GenBank genome assembly